AUGUCAUACGUGACAACCCUUCCCCACAAGCCCAUUGCAACGGGCUCCAAAAGCCAUGUAGGCAGGAUAGCCUGCGAAAACCAUCCGAAGUUGAUCGCGUGUGACUUUGACUUGAUUCGGGUAGCCUCCCAGGGCCUUGCAUGCAUGACUGAUGAUCUUAUCAAUCGUUGUGCUCCGAUAUCUAGUACAGAAAUUCUCGAAACCUUAGAUCAAAUGGAGCUUCUUCUAGGCUUGAUUCGGCAUGGCAUAGGAAGUUAG
Fusarium proliferatum ET1 is the source of this 258-nucleotide messenger RNA. RefSeq lists its product as uncharacterized. Lineage: Eukaryota; Fungi; Ascomycota; Sordariomycetes; Hypocreales; Nectriaceae. The transcript is spliced from 2 exons. Bases 1 to 258 code for a protein of 85 amino acids. The record is from RefSeq and is a predicted model, not a curated record.